AAAGUUCAAACUGCUUUCAAGUCAAAGGAGUAUUUACAAUGCUGGAGGUUUUCUGUAAAUUAUCAAGUAGAUUAUGUUGUUGCUUUUAUGUGUGUAUUCAUUUUAUUUCUCAAUAUGUACAUGGAGCUUUAAGUGCUUUAACAUGUGUGCUCCCCGGCCUCCACAGCUGCAAAAUGCAGAAUCUGACUGAGCUUCAAACCAACGCAACCUCCCACAGGAGCCUGUCUGUGAUCAUCAAGGUGUGUGUGGUCAUCCCGUUCUUCUGCGUCUUCCUGUGCUGCAUCGCUGUCAUGCUGCACAUCUUUGCGUCCCACAGGCAGUUCCUGGACACGUCCCGCUACAUCCUGUUCGCCUCCAUGCUGGUCAACGACACCCUCCAGCUCAUGACCUCUGUGCUGCUCUUCCUCUUCGUCAUAGGUCAGGUGAAAUUUGCUCUGGUAUACUGUGUUCCCCUGCUCUUCAUAUCCACUGCCACUUUCAAGAACACCCCCUUAAUCCUGGCCACCAUGUCACUGGAGCGUUACAUUUCCAUCGUCUACCCCCUGCGAUGCCCGGCCUCCUGGCGCUCAGACCGUAUCUGGAUCAUUAUUCUGUGUCUAUGGUUCAUCAGCUGCAUCUUCCCUGUCAUUGACUUCUCCAUCGGGAAACGUGACCCUUCUGUGGAUGUCCUCUCCACCCCUGUGCAUUGCAAAACUAUUCUUGUCAACCCCUCUCCUAUCCAGAAAUUGUUCAAAGCUGCUGUCAGUUUGCUCUUCUUUGCAGUGGUCGCAGUCAUCAUCCUCUUUACAUAUGUGAGAAUCCUGCUGGAGACCAGGAAGCUGAGACAGGACCGAGUGUCCGUGAGCAAAGCCAUGCACACGGUGCUGCUGCACGGCUUCCAGCUGCUGCUGUGCGUGCUGGCCUUCAGCCAUCCCAUCACUGAGUCUCUCAUAGUGCUGCACGCCAACUGGCAACCAGAGGACAUCGCCUUUUUUAAUUAUUUCUGUUUCAUCCUGAUCCCACGUUUUCUGAGUCCGCUCAUCUACGGCUUCAGAGACCAGAGUCUCAGGGGCUACAUCGGGAAAACGUUCCUCUGCUGCUCAAAGAAAGUCAAACCCUGGUCGUAGAAUUAAAUAAGAUUAAAGACACGAGACAGGUUUAUAUUCUUACUUUUCACACACACAAGCCUUUAAGAGACGCUUCCUAAUGCACUUCCAUUGUAAGUAAUGGUGACAAAACACAAAGUCCUUGUUCUUCUGGGUAAAUGUAUAUGCCAUGUGUAUCUGCCAUUUUAGUGUGAAAUUCAUAAAAAAAAACAUGGGCUAAGUUAUGACAAGUCCUUUCAAAAACAAAAUUUAAAUUUCUUUCCUCCAAAAAGGCCUCAGAGGGUAUUAAAAAAGUCCUAGACAGUCAUUUUGUUUAUGAAACAUCAUUGUAUCUUAAUGAAACAGUUGAUUGUGCUGCAGAAGACUCAUCAAUCCUUGUUUGUUUUUUGUCAGUCAGCAGCAUCAGAUCUGCAGCAAACACUGUCACUACUGCUGCUUUAGGUUGCUCAUUGUCUCAUGAUGAAAAAUGUAAGAAGAAGCUUAAAAUAAAUCGUAUUGCUUGAUUCAUU
This is a messenger RNA of Hippoglossus stenolepis (Pacific halibut), 1594 nucleotides long. Its product is annotated as odorant receptor 131-2-like. The coding region runs from base 39 to 1106 and encodes 355 amino acids. The transcript has a single exon. Gene Ontology annotation, cellular component: membrane. Gene Ontology annotation, biological process: G protein-coupled receptor signaling pathway. NCBI's taxonomy places the organism in Eukaryota, Metazoa, Chordata, Actinopteri, Pleuronectiformes, Pleuronectidae. Gene Ontology annotation, molecular function: G protein-coupled receptor activity. The record is from RefSeq and is a predicted model, not a curated record.